This is a messenger RNA of Dentiscutata heterogama, 448 nucleotides long. The record is from the annotation of a GenBank genome assembly. NCBI's taxonomy places the organism in Eukaryota, Fungi, Glomeromycota, Glomeromycetes, Diversisporales, Gigasporaceae.
AUGAGUUAUGUCGGGCAAGAAGAACAGUCUUCCACGAUUACAAUUACGGGAAUGUAUUCCCAAUUAGCGAUCAAUACUGCCUUAGGUCUUGGAACUCUAAUAGUUUUUGGAAUUCUUAGACCUAGGAAUGGGAUUGUAUACGCACCAAAACAAAGAUAUUCUCCAGAGAAAAAACAGCCACCAAAGCUCGAAACAGGGCUCUUCUCUUGGAUUAAACCAGUAAUUACUGUACCAGAAUCACAGUUGAUAGAAAAAAUCGGUUUAGAUGCCGUAAUGUAUUUAAGGUUUAUAAGUUUAUGUAGAAACCUAUUUUUAUGGCUAUUCUUUAUGGGUAUAUGCAUUCUAGUACCAUUAAAUGUCUACGGUACAUUACAAGAUUCGGACAACAAAUUUCCUACAAGUGAUAACCCUCUUCAGUUUCUCAGCAUUUCUUAUCUAAUAAGUGUAG